CCGGCUUAAAGUAAAAUUAUAAUACAUGAUUUUAGUUGAGCGACAAACUGGGUUUUUAAGCCGGUUUAAUGUAAAUUUGCGGCGGCUAUCCAAUUCUAGAUGUUUUAGCCACCGGACAUCGGAGAUUUAUUGUCACAUGCGUAUGUAUUAAUGGACCACGCACAUUUUGUCUGAUACCUUUCUUAUUAAACCUUAUACAACUUCUGACCUAUUAAAAAAAAAAAAUAAUACAAUGAAAAUCUUUGACUUUAGUCAACGUGAAGCCCAUAUCACGUAUCUAUAUAUAGCUCCUCUUGCGACUCAAUAUUCUUCAUCGAAAACGCAAAACAACUUCACAAUAACACACAACAACAACAACAAAACAUCAAAUGUCGAUCUUUCUCUGUUUCCUCCUGCUCUUACCUCUCUUUCUUGUUUUCUACAAGAGGCUUUCACCGUCAAAAGGGAAGCUUCCUCCGGGACCUAUAGGUCUUCCGAUCAUCGGAAACUUGCACCAACUUGGAAAAUCUCUUCACAGAUCUUUUCAUAAACUCUCCCAAGUGUAUGGACCCGUGAUGUUUCUUCGUUUCGGUGUGGUCCCUGUGGUAGUGUUCUCUACAAAAGAAGCUGCCGAAGAAGUUUUAAAGACUCAUGAUCUCGAGACUUGUACCCGACCAAAGCUAUCUGCGACCGGGUUGUUUUCUUACAACUACAAAGAUAUUGGCUUUGCACAGUACGGUGAAGACUGGAGAGAGAUGAGAAAGCUUGCGAUGCUCGAGCUCUUUAGCUCAAAAAAGUUAAAGGCUUUCAGGUAUAUUAGAGAAGAAGAGAGUGAAUUGCUAGUCAAGAAAGUCUCGGACUCUGCUCAAACACAAACUUUGGUGGAUUUGAGAAAGGCUCUUUUCUCUUAUACCGCUAGUAUCGUAUGUAGACUCGCUUUUGGACAGAACUUCCAUGAGUGCGAUUUUGUCGAUAUGGAUAAAGUUGAAGAGCUUGUGCUUGAGUCUGAGACCAAUCUUGGCUCAUUCGCAUUCAUUGACUUCUUCCCUGCCGGUCUUGGGUGGGCUAUUGAUCGGAUAUCCGGUCAACAUUCGAGGUUGCACAAAGCCUUUGCUAGACUAAGUAAUUUCUUUCAACAUGUGAUCGAUGAUCAUUUGAAGCCUGGGCAAUCUCAAGAUCAUUCAGACAUCAUUGGUGUCAUGUUGGAUAUGAUCAAUAAAGAGAGCAAAGUCGGCUCCUUUAAAGUCACCUAUGAUCAUCUAAAAGGAGUCAUGUCGGAUGUAUUUUUGGCCGGAGUGAACGCAGGAGCGAUCACAAUGAUAUGGGCGAUGACCGAGUUAACAAGACAUCCGAGAGUGAUGAAGAAACUUCAACAAGAGAUUCGAGAAAUACUCGGAGACAACAAAGAAAAAAUCACGGAGCAAGAUCUCGAAAAAGUUCACUACCUGAAGCUUGUGAUCCAAGAAACAUUCCGACUACACCCACCCGCUCCUCUCUUGCUCCCAAGAGAGACAAUGUCUGAUGUCAAGAUUCUAGGUUACGACAUUCCCAAAAACACAAUGAUCGAGAUCAACACUUACGCAAUAGGACGUGAUCCCAAUUGCUGGACAAACCCUAACGAGUUUAUCCCUGAGAGGUUUGUUGAUAGCCCUAUCGACUACAAGGGUCAGCAUUUUGAAUUGUUGCCAUUCGGUGGAGGCCGUAGGAUCUGUCCCGGGAUGGCCACAGGGAUGACCAUCGUGGAACUUGGCCUCCUUAACGUUCUUUAUUUCUUCGAUUGGAGUUUACCCGAUGGAAUGAAUAUUGCAGACAUUAACAUGGAAGAAGCUGGAGCUUUCGUCAUUGCCAAGAAAGUCCCACUUGAGCUCGUGCCAGCUCUUCAUUACUGAUCGCUGAUGCCUUGAGAACACUAUACGGUCGUCAUAUGUGUUUAUGUAGCUAUUUUGUAGUUCUACGAUUCGUUUAUCUGUUACUUCUUUUGUAUAUGUUCCCAUUAUUGUGUCAUUUGUUUGUUUAUUAAAAUUUGUAAGUCUUGUUUAGAUUUAUCUUUAUUAUUUUAUCAAAUAAAUAUAACUCCUUUAUAUAUGGUUUAAUUUUAUCCGACUUGUCGAACUGGAUUUUUUUUUUUUUCAAUAAUCCAGGUAUCCGGGCCGAAGCCCGACUAGCACCAAGGCUUGAGGCCGGUUCUCUUUCGAGCCGUCCGAA
Molecule: messenger RNA, 2184 nt
Organism: Arabidopsis lyrata subsp. lyrata
Lineage: Eukaryota; Viridiplantae; Streptophyta; Magnoliopsida; Brassicales; Brassicaceae
Product: cytochrome P450 71B21
Exons: 2
Coding region: 369-1868 (499 amino acids)
Molecular function (GO): heme binding; monooxygenase activity; oxidoreductase activity, acting on paired donors, with incorporation or reduction of molecular oxygen
Source: RefSeq, a predicted model, not a curated record